Spodoptera littoralis (African cotton leafworm) is the source of this 808-nucleotide messenger RNA. The record is from the annotation of a GenBank genome assembly. Lineage: Eukaryota; Metazoa; Arthropoda; Insecta; Lepidoptera; Noctuidae.
AUGUUGUAUAAUGAUAAAGAAGGCACGAAGCUCUUCAAUGUGCUCAAAAAUUUUGAUGACUAUCCUAACAUUUUAAAACAAGGGUACUCAAUAUGUUUAUCAUUAAUUGAAAGCUUCCUAAAGCCAUAUCGUCGGCUCAGUAAUACAAAGCUGCGCCAACGAUUGUUAGACUCUAUUAACUUAGAGCUAAGAGCUUUAUUGUCGACAACCGUAGCUUUGUAAAAUAAAAUGACGUCAUACAUCUUCUCUUUCACAGCACCAGAACGAAGGCCGCCAAUGUCAUCAGGCAACUACAAUAUAGUCCCAUUCUCAAGGAAAAAACAAAAGAAAUUUAGACACAAACUACAAAAGCUGAAGUCGAAACCAAAACAUCAGACAAAUAAACGAAAACACACAAAGUUCCGGCCAGAUUACAACAAUGAAAACAUUUUUAGACGAAGAUUAAGUUAUACACCUGAAACUCAGUACAAUUAUCCUUUGUUAAGAAAUAUGAAGCCGAUCACAAGUAUACAGAGACGGUACAAAAUUGUUACUCCGACACAUCGACACAUGUUAAGGCACAGGUCUACACGUAGUUAUAUAGUAAACCUAAUCAGUAGACCCACCAAGGAGCUCACAACUAAACUAAAUAAAGCUAAGAAUCAAGCGAAUACUAGAUUCCCUUUCCUCCAUGAGACAGUGCGAUUUCGAACGCAUUUGAGGCACAGAAGAAAUAAAACGUAUUAAAUUUAUAUAAUCAUAUGAGGGAUGGAAUUAAGCAGAUAGCAGCUGCAAGAAAGACUGAAAGACUUAAGACGAUUCGCAAUUA